AUGGAAAACGGCAGCAGAAGAGCGGAGAGCCACGAUGCCCACUGGAGCAGAACUCUUGUCAGCCACAGGGCAAUGCAGAAUCGGAGGCUCCAGGUCUCUGUACGGCAUCAUACACAUGGUAUUGAAGGCACCGAAGAGGCCGACGCCGGAGUGAAACAAAGCAUCAUUGACGAAAUUGGUGCCACGAACUACGUAAUCCACGACUACCUCAGCAGCGAUGAUGAAGAUCACUACGACGACGACAACGAUGAUGAAGAGGAAGAAAGACUAUGGAACAAUGUCGUCAGUCGUCGUCUUACCAUCACACGACUACUAAUUCUCAGUGACCUGAUCAAUCUUGUUCGGAGACAAGCGAGCGAGCACGCACUACCUCGGACGGAUGUUUUCAGAAUCUGGGAAACAAUAGCACCAGGCGACCCAAUGACGAUCGUUAUUGAUGCUCGAGCGGAAUUUGUGCACAUGGUUCAAGAUGUGCUUGAUUUUCACUUUGGGGAGGAUGGAGAAGAAGAAGAAAGAUAA
Molecule: messenger RNA, 519 nt
Organism: Talaromyces atroroseus
Lineage: Eukaryota; Fungi; Ascomycota; Eurotiomycetes; Eurotiales; Trichocomaceae
Exons: 1
Coding region: 1-519 (172 amino acids)
Source: RefSeq, a predicted model, not a curated record